AUGGGGGUGAAUCUCAAUCUGUCAGCCUCCUUGAAUAUUUUCAAGCUCCUGUCGAAUCCUUCUUUGUGUCUGCCUCAUGCAGCCAUAUCCACCUUUAAGGAUCUGCCAAUCCCACUGGACUCUGCCUUCAAGCGGAAGGGCGUCGAGGUCAAUAUAAAGGCAGUUGUGCUUGACAAAGAUGACUGCUUCGCACGCCCAGAAACAAAUGAGGUCUAUGAGCCGUAUCAGGAACGAUUCGAGGCGUUGAAGGCUGCAUACCCAGGGCGACGCAUUCUGAUCGUGUCCAACACAGCUGGUGCCCUCAGCUAUGACACCAAAGCACAGAUGGCUUCGGAACUUCAGAAGACCACAGGUGUGACAGUGCUUUCCCACCGUGUCAAGAAACCUGGCUGUGGCUCAGAGAUCAUGGAGUAUUUUCACAAACACCCUGAGACGGGUGUCUCAAGCCCCAGCCAAGUUGCCAUUGUCGGAGACAGGCUCUUCACAGACAUGAUGCUAGCCAACACCAUGGGCAGCUAUGGUCUCUGGAUCAAGGACGGCGUUGUCCCGCUUCAACAGAAAAGCAUUUUCUCAAGGAUGGAGCAGAAGCUUGGCCCAUAUCUCCUCGCUCGAGGCUACCAACCCCAGAAUCCGGAAAACCCAUUCGAAUGA
Molecule: messenger RNA, 651 nt
Organism: Diaporthe amygdali
Lineage: Eukaryota; Fungi; Ascomycota; Sordariomycetes; Diaporthales; Diaporthaceae
Exons: 3
Coding region: 1-651 (216 amino acids)
Molecular function (GO): phosphatidylglycerophosphatase activity
Source: RefSeq, a predicted model, not a curated record